AUGACCGAGGCAGCGCUGGUGGAGGGCCAGGUCAAGCUGCGGGACGGCAAGAAGUGGAAGAGUAGGUGGCUGGUGCUGCGCAAGCCAUCACCGGUGGCAGGGGCUGGAGUCUUCUUCUUGUCCUCAGCUGAGGGAGAGCAGAUCAGCUUCCUGUUUGACUGCAUUGUCCGAGGCAUCUCCCCGACCAAAGGCCCAUUUGGGCUUCGGCCAGUUCUCCCAGACCCGAGUUCUGGGGGACCCUCAGCCUCAGAAGAACGUGUAGCCCAGGAAGCACUGGAAGCCCUGCAGCUAGAGAAGAGGCUCAGCCUGCUGUCACACUCUGGCCGGCCAGGCAGUGGAGGGGAUGACCGAAGUCUAUCCAGUUCCUCUUCCGAGGCCAGCCACUCAGACAUCAGUGCCAGCAGCCGACUCACUGCGUGGCCAGAGCAGUCCUCAUCCUCAGCCAGCACGUCACAAGAAGGACCAGGGCUGGUGGCUGCCCAGGGCCCAGGAGAAGCCAUGCUGGGAGCCUCAAGGCCACCCCUCAAGCCACUGCGGCCUCGGCAGUUACAGGAGGUUGGCCGCCAGAGCUCCUCUGACAGUGGCAUAGCCACAGGCAGCCACUCCUCCUACUCUGGCAGCUUCUCAUCCUAUGCUGGCAGCAACCUGGACGUGUGGCGGGCCGGAGAGGAAUUCGGUUCUCUACUCAGCCUGCCUCCUGGAGCCAGCGCACCUGAGCCCAGACUGUGUGCUUGCCCACCUGGGGCGGCCGAGUACCAGGUGCCCACUUCAUUGCGACACCACUAUGACACACCUCGAAGCCUGCUCCAAGCCCCCAGAGAUCCAAGCUCAGCUUCUCAGGGCAGCUCUGACCACAGUUCAACCACAGACUUGGGUGGUCAGGCACCUACAGGGAGUUCCUCCAGUUGGCUGGGAACUCAACGACGGGGACAGGCAACGGAAGGCCCAGGCAGUGAAGCUGUGCUGCCCACUCCAUCCCCUGGCGAGUCCUGGGAAGCAGGCAGCCCCCAUACAGGGCCAUCUCCAGCUUUCUUUUUGUCAUGUUCAAUCUGUGGCGGACUCAAGGUAAAGCCCCCUCCCUGAGAUAGCAGGCUAGCCGCUGCUGCCAAGAGCUGGAUACGGCCUUCAGACAGGGGAGGAGGGCCCUAGCCUCUUUGCAGAGGAGGUGCUCUGUGCUGUUUUAAUAAGCCACCAGAACUGUAGCAAGGACCUCAGGGGCAGGGUGACAAACAGGGCUGUCCUCCCCUAGAUGGGCGCCAUGGCUGCCAGUGCUGGAGGCAGGUCAGGUUGAGGUCAGGAGAGCCCCUGAUCCAGCCUUUCCAGGAUGUUCUCACCCCCUGGACCAGGCAGAAGUCUAUCAUGCCCAUAGGGAUCCUGCUAUCUAUUGCACUGCUGGGGGCAGAAGAUCUCCAUGGCUGGGGUCAGUUCUCAGUGACAAGGCUUGGCUUGGUCCACUGCCCUCCUCCUGGAUAAGUGACCCUCUGUCAUUGGUCAUUUCUGCAGUAUACAGACACAAUUCCUAUUCAAAAUCAAACCUCCCAUGGCUCCUCCAGACUCCCUAGUCUGUGAGCUGGCAGCUCUGUGUAUGCAGCCUACAGAUCGGGCACAGUCUGUAUGUGAUCGACUUUGCACAUCACCCUGCGGCUCCCACAGGUGGGAUCGGUGUCCCGUCCCACGGGGAGGAAACUGACGCUCAGGAGGCUCCAUGACUUGCAGGGUCUCUGACAUUGACCCUCACCCUCUGCACUGCAGAUCAGUCUGCUCCUGGGCCCCCGGAGGGCUCUGAGAAGUGGGCUGCCUGACAGGAGUGUACAUCACCCCCAGAGGCUGA
This is a messenger RNA of Grammomys surdaster, 1831 nucleotides long. RefSeq names its product docking protein 7 (gene Dok7). Lineage: Eukaryota; Metazoa; Chordata; Mammalia; Rodentia; Muridae. Gene Ontology annotation, molecular function: protein kinase binding. The transcript has 5 exons. The record is from RefSeq and is a predicted model, not a curated record. Bases 1 to 1083 code for a protein of 360 amino acids. Gene Ontology annotation, biological process: neuromuscular junction development; positive regulation of protein tyrosine kinase activity.